Physella acuta is the source of this 1662-nucleotide messenger RNA. RefSeq lists its product as uncharacterized. Gene Ontology annotation, biological process: signal transduction. Lineage: Eukaryota; Metazoa; Mollusca; Gastropoda; Physidae. The record is from RefSeq and is a predicted model, not a curated record.
AUGGGACGCUUUACAGUAUCUAGUCUUUCAGCUGGUGUUAGUGGUAGUACUAGCACCAAUUUUCCAGAAACUCGCAUUGGAGAAACAUUGUAUGGAGAAACGGAAUCAGUCGAAACGACAGAUGCUCAGAAAUUAAACGAUUCUUUUUCGGAAUUGCCUAAAAUUCCCCGGAUGGACAGUUCGGUUUUGAAAAAAGUUCAGUUUUUCGAGAAUUUUUUCGACUCCAGUCCUACGCUCAGCCCAGGGGUCAGUCCAGGUGUGACGAAGAACGUCACGCCGCCGUCGUCUGCUAACCGAUGUCUCUCGCCUGACACCGUUCAGACAACCCGCUCCGGAAAAGGUCACCGGAAACAACUUUCGUUAUGGGUCAGCCCGAGUUCGAAAGCCGUCGAGACGGUGUCUAACUCGUGUAGACUGAACCCUCUGGUCGAGACGGCAUCGAACCCUGUUAGACCGAACCCUCUGGUCGAGAUGGUAUCGAACCCUGCUAGAUCAAACCCCCUGAAAACUGGUUUAGCACCAAGAGUCUCCCAAGACUCAAGUCUUCGACUGAACUUCAGCAAGUUCCGGAGGUCGGAAUCCAUCCCGGAAGCAGCCAUCUUAUGUACCUGUGGGGAGAUUCGCGAGACAAGUUCAAGGCCGUCGUGUUCGUGUGCAAUGGAUUACCCUGAUCCCAGCGGAUAUGUUAAUGGAUUUGUGACGUCACCUACACAACAGGUCUGCCACCACCCACAAUGUAUGGAGGGAAACGGUGACCUCCCUUUGUUGCUAUGUCGACCAUGUGACCUUGACAUCCACAAGCAGCCCGAAUACAAUGGACAUCUCGUACUGGACAGUCUUAAAAAACGUGGGCCAGUAGUUAAAGCACCUGUGACGUCGCUAUCGAACGAAGGUGAGAGUGACAGCGACACCCCAGACACACCCCACAACCUCAGCGACACUCCAGACACACCCCACAACCUCAGCGAGGAUCAGGUGGACGGGCUCUUUGUCAAACACAACUCCAAGUUCAGAAACAAGUCGCCCAGCGAGCUGGAAAGAAAACUCAAGCGGAAGAAAGCGCUGAAAAAGAAGGGAAAUAACUGGCUGAAACAGGAUGGCCUAGAAGCAGCCCUGGCUCAGAUAGCCGACCCAGAAGGUUCCGAUUCGGAUCCGUUUUCUCGCAGAGAUUCGGAUCCAGAAUUUAGGAUGUCUAAAGAUCCGUUUGGCCGCCGGGAUUCUGGACUUGGAGAUUUCGGAAGCGUGACCUUGGGCACGGUGACCUUGAUUCGACAAGACUCCCAAGACAGCCCAACGGAAAGUUUAGCCGGAGGGUUGGGUCGGAAUCCGGUCCGGCGUCAGUCGAGGGUGACCGGCAACGACAAUUGUUUCACCCUGAAAUUUGCUAGGGAAGUCGAUCAGAAAGAAGAUUUUGAAAACAUAGCGGCUGUUCCUAAUCAGACUUUAAGGGAUUCGCUAGAGGCGGUGCUUGAGAGACGGAACAUCGACAUCAACGCCGUUCAUGUCUUCGUAGAGAAGUCAAAGACGCCGCUACCAAUGUCAUGUGACAGUGGACAUUUGGCCGGCGCUACGCUCGAGAUCAAAGACUAUGGCUGGCUGGACUAUGGCUGGCUGGACUAUGGCUGGCUGGACUAUGGCUGGCUGGACUAUGGCUGUGGUUGA